CCUCAGCCGGCUCCACAGCCACCGCCUCUAUAACUAGAGCAGGACAAGACCUACCUCUGCAGACUGCAGAGCACAACUAUAGGAGGAGAGGACAGAACUACUAGGAGCUGUAGGGAGAGAACGGACUCACAGAGAAAUACACACAUUCAUCAGGAAGCAGCAACACCUGGAGCACAGCUCUGCUCUGAGACCAACUCUAAACAACCCGCUCACUGGAUCACUUUACGCUUUGGCUUUUAUUUCCAGUUGAGACUAUUUUGGGAAACAAAGAGUUGAGAAAACAGAUUUGGUCCAAGAUGUUGUGGUCGAGGAGAACGGUACACCAGUGGUGCUUUGCUGUGUUCUUACUGGGUUUCCCUGCUCCUCACUACGGACGGCCAAUCGAUGGGCUCGACAACAGGAUGAAGCGCUCGGUGACCCACGCCCAGCUGAUGCAUGAUAAGGGCCGGACGCUGCAGGAUUUCAAGCGUCGCAUGUGGCUCCAAGAGCUGCUGCACGAGGUCCAUACGGCUGAGAUCAGGGAGCUGCCCGCCCGCCCGGUGGUCAGCAGCGGAGCCGGGGUGGGGCUGGGACUACCGGUAGCCGGGGUAGGGGUCAGCCUGGGAUUGGGCACAACGGGGGGUACCCUGCACCUCCACCCCAAACCUCCAGGGGGCACCAAGAACCUUCCCAUCAACUUCCAUAUGGAGGAGGAGGGAACCAACCUGCCGCAGGAGACCAACAAGUCUCAAACAUACAAAGACAAAGACGGGGCGCGGAAGCCCAAGGAGGGGAAGAAAAAGAAAGGGAGGAAUGGGAAGAGGAGGGAGGGGGAGAGGAGGGACGGGGGGGAGAGGAGGGACGGGGGGGAGAAGAGGAAGAGGCGGGCGCGCUCACUGGGCUGGGCGCAGGAAGGGGAGGAGCCUGGGAUUGGGUACCACCUGGAGUUGAGAGGGCCUUUCUUCGGCCUGACAGGGGCGCUGCACUAGAACACUGUCACACUCUGACUAAGAAAACCCCUAAGGACAUUCAGAUGGACACCCAGACUCUCCUGUCGCAGGGGUUCUGUGAUAGUGAUUGUUUGGAAAGUAAAAAAAAUAAGGAAAUAUUUAUUUUCUGUAAAUACGUACCAGACUAUAGGGAUAAUGACGAAGACAAUAAAAAAUGACAGAUGCUCGCUCUCCGUGGAGCAACAUAAUUUAAUAAUUGUGAAAUCCUUCCUAUCGUUCUGUUCUGUUCUGUUUUGUUAGGACUAUGCCAAUUAUUAUUAAUGUCAGAUUUUGCUGUAAUUUAUUUUGUUUGAACGGUGUAUUUAUUUUGUAAAUGUAUCGAGGUGCUGCUGACCAUCUAUAUUUUUGUACCAUAAUGCACUUUUAGAUAUAUAAAUAUAUAUAUAUAUAUAUAUAUACAAGUCAUUUUGUUAAUUGACUUUUUGUGGUUGAUUGAAAAUGAAGAAAACAUUGUUGGUCCUCCGUGUUAACUAGGCUCCUUCUCUGCAUGGUUCUAUAAUGAUCACAUGACUCGUCUCUCCGCUCUGACUGGCCCACAGACGUCUAAUCUAGCUGUUGACCAGGGAGGGGCGUGUUCAAUAGGCACACUAUGGAAAAUGUUUCAAAAUGUUUUACAAAAAAAAAAAAACGGAAAACAAAAAAAAUGAGCGUUUCUUGUUGGACGUAAGUCCAGCUAGUCCGUCCCCGUUCUAGAUGAGUCUCUUCAGUUCGAUACCUAGUGAACACGACCCAGGACGACCCACGCAGCUGUCCUCAACCCCUGAACCUCUAACCUCUGUACAUUGUGCUUCAACCCCCCCCCCUCCGUCUUCAUCAGUUGGUCCACUGGGAACCAUCUUGUCUUUCUCCUGUUAUGCUUCUGAAUGCUGUCCUAAGUUCAAAGUUCACUCGGGCCUGUACAUAACCUGAACACAAUGCAACAACUUCCUGUCGUUGUUUGGCAGUUGCACUGAGAGACCCUGUAUUGAAUGGAUUAAACA
Messenger RNA from Salvelinus fontinalis (brook trout), 1969 nucleotides. It is a transcript of the gene pthlha, whose product is annotated as parathyroid hormone-like hormone a. Bases 297 to 968 code for a protein of 223 amino acids. Gene Ontology annotation, molecular function: peptide hormone receptor binding; hormone activity. Gene Ontology annotation, biological process: adenylate cyclase-activating G protein-coupled receptor signaling pathway; osteoblast development; bone mineralization. The record is from RefSeq and is a predicted model, not a curated record. Lineage: Eukaryota; Metazoa; Chordata; Actinopteri; Salmoniformes; Salmonidae. The transcript has 4 exons. Gene Ontology annotation, cellular component: extracellular region.